CUUAUAUUGAUUCUGAUGUGUCUUUUUCUUCUUUUUAAAAACAAAAACAAAAACCAGCCAGAGACCGCUGCUGCUUUGAAACGGACGAUAGAAGCCCUGUUGGACAGAGGGGCCAUAGUGAGGAACUUGGAAAACCUGGGUGAACAAGCACUUCCGUACAAGAUGUCCGCCCACAGUCAGCGGCAUAAUAGAGGAGGGUAUUUCUUGGUGGAUUUUUAUGCACCAACAACAACUGUUGAAAGCAUGAUGGAGUACUUGUCUCGAGACAUUGAUGUGAUUAGACCGAAUAUCGUAAAACACCCCCUGACCCAGGAGGUAAAGGAGUGUGAAGGAAUUGUUCCAGUCCCACUGGAAGAAAAACUAUAUUCCACAAAGAAGAGGAAGUGAGAAGAUUCACCAGAUUUUAGACUUAUAUUUAAUUCUCUCACUGUCAAGCUAGAUGGAUUACUAAUUCACAAGCUUGACCUUUCUAUAAGAGUGUGUUAAAAAGUGUGUUACAGGUGCUGCUUGGUUUUCCUAGCUCCUGACUCCCUUUGCUGUGAGAGGUGGGGGAAUGGCUUGCCUAGAGCCACCCUGUGUCUGGUGGUAGCAGCACGUCAUUCUGUAUUUUGUUAAAUUAAUGUAGCUUCUUUGUCAAUGAGGUCUUUUUGCCCUACAACAACACUAACACCGUUUUGAACAACAAAACUUAUAAAAUGGCCUGGAUUGUGAGCUAGUCACUCAGACUGUAUAACCAUGUGAAAUAAAAUGUCAUUCAUACUGUAAAACCAUGCACUAUUAUAUAAUUUUGAUCCGAGUAAUAAACAUGGUUUUAAAAAAC
Hipposideros armiger (great roundleaf bat) is the source of this 820-nucleotide messenger RNA. RefSeq names its product mitochondrial ribosomal protein S6 (gene MRPS6). NCBI's taxonomy places the organism in Eukaryota, Metazoa, Chordata, Mammalia, Chiroptera, Hipposideridae. Gene Ontology annotation, biological process: translation. Gene Ontology annotation, cellular component: ribosome; mitochondrial small ribosomal subunit. Gene Ontology annotation, molecular function: structural constituent of ribosome; small ribosomal subunit rRNA binding. The record is from RefSeq and is a predicted model, not a curated record.